ACGCCGCGCGGGCGCGGGGCGAUCGCCGGGCCGCGCCGGCGGGGGCCAGCGCCGAGGAGCCGCUGCGCGGCCUGAUGGAGCAGAGUUUUGGCCUGGCCGCCCGAGCAGCAGGACGUGGUGUGGAGGCACUGGGCGGGGGAGGGCACGGACCUGCUGGUCGCCUGCACAAGCUUGGCUGUCCUGGGGCACGACGAGCCGUUAGCCUUCGAGGGCGUGGGCGAGACCCUGCCUGAGCCCGAGGGUCAGGCCGCGGGGGCCGCCCUGGAGCACCUCGAGGCUUCUUUUGUUGGAGCAGAUCGAGCAGGCCGAGUCGUUGCUCUCGGUCGGGGAGACCGCCGCACAGGCCGGCGAGAGGGAUCACGCCGAAGCGGCCGCGCAUGUGGCGGCAUGGCCAGGGGGCUUGCCCGAGUCGGAGCCGUCGGCCAGCAUUCUGCCCCUUGCAGAGGCGGUCGCUGUUCUUCCGAAGGCAAGUCUUUUCCGCGCGAUCAGCUUCAGACAAUGAUUCACAGGAUAUUGAACACAAAAGUGUGGUGACGUGACGCACACUGUUUCGACGGCGACAACGUGUGCACAAUAUGGCUCAAGGUAUUUCAGGUCCGAGGCGGCCCACUUGAGUUCACCUCACCAGUCGAGGGCGAAAUAGUCAGGCCUCCUUGGAAGCGGAAUGGCAACAAGCAUGUGACGAGUGUCAGCCCGCCUGAAGGCCUUGCCGUCAGAAAUGCAGCAAGACAUCGUGCGGAUGGGCCGGGAGCGUCGGGGGAUGGUUCUCAAGGCGGACGCGGCAACGAUCAGGACCGUUGAAGUUGUCAGGGCAACGCUGAGCGCAUGUUUGCCAAAAGACAUCGCGAGAUUCAGAUACGCGGACGGCGGCAAGGCGUGCACCUUCCAGCUGAGACCAUCUCCGCAGAUCAUUCUGGAAUUCGUUGGCCGGGGGGAGGCAGACUGGGCUGUACGCAGGACGCAGAAAGGGCAGUGAGAAACGGGCUGCAAGAACGGCUGGAAGCGCUGGAGCCGCUGCAGCGGCUGGCGGUCUUGCAGAGAUGUCCAAACACUGCGCUGGAUCCGUCCACCGAGUCGGGCAAGCCAGCUGACGCAGCCAAGCGGCAAGCCUCAAAGGCCGAGCCUUCCGAUCCCCUCGAGGCAGAGGUCGCGCGCCUCGUGUGCCUUGUGAUCAAGAUUGGACACGGGGGUCGCCAGAGUGGAACACCACGUGGAAGCAGCACUGCGACUCGAAAGCGGGGUGGUGCGCCUACAUCAUUCGAGCCGGACAGGCACGAGCUCAAAUGUUUGAAGGGAUUCUUGGAUCACAUAGGCGAGAUGGUGCAGGCCCCCGCCUUGUCCUCCUCCACCUUCUCUUCAUGCUGACGGCAACCGCAGGUAUCGAUUUGGCCUUAACAAACAAUCCCGCCUCCCGCCUCUUCCUGAUUCCGUUCGGGGAUCAUCCGUUACCAUAUGAACGCGGCAGAGAAGACUAGCACUGUCCGUGCGCAGGGGUGACGCGCACACACCGAGACGUGCAUACGAG
Messenger RNA from Prorocentrum cordatum, 1525 nucleotides. Lineage: Eukaryota; Dinophyceae; Prorocentrales; Prorocentraceae. The record is from the annotation of a GenBank genome assembly.